AUGAAGUUAUGGUAAUAAUGUGGUUUGGUUCUGAUGGGAGUGUUUCCAGUGUUUCAGUUAAAGCCCAGGUGACUAACUCUGUGUUUGCCUUCUAUUUUGCUUUUCUUCCAGAAAUUGCCUCCAACUGCCAUGAGCUGUUCCUGAGCGGCGUGACCUCCAGUGGGGUGUACAUUAUCCAGCCGCACGGCGGCCUGGCCUUCAACGUCUACUGUGAGAUGACCGCUGAAGGUGGCUGGACGGUGAUCCAGAAGCGCCACGACGGCUCCGUGGACUUUGACCAGUUGUGGCAGGCCUACCAGAAGGGCUUUGGAAGUCUGAAUGGAGAAUUCUGGCUGGGAUUGGAAAAUAUCCACUUGAUGACCAAAGACGGCGACCACCUCCUGAAGGUCCGGUUCUCGGACUGGAAGGACGAGCCUGAGUCCGUGGCCAUGCCCUUCAGCGUGGGUGGUGAGGACACCAAGUACGCCCUCCACAUCCAGCCGUCGGACACCAUGGGCAGCCUGGAGAGCAGCCUGGCCACCGACACCACCGCCGGCCUGCCCUUCUCCACCCGCGACCAAGACCACGACCUCAAGAGUGACACCAACUGUGCAAAACACCUCUCUGGCGGCUGGUGGUUCAGUAACUGCGGCCACUCCAACCUGAACGGACGGUACUUCCACAGCCCUCCUCCCAAGCAGCGGCACCAGAGGAAGCAGGGGAUCUUCUGGAAGACCUGGAGGGGGCGCUACUACCCCCUGAAGGCCACCACCAUGAUGGUGGCCCCCGCUGAGAUCAACAACAGGGCGUAGAAGAUCAGAACUGUAAAAAAAAGAGAAAAACAAUGUAUAGGGAAGUGCAAGAUUCUUCCUCUGUUCCCGCCGGCUGCUUCCUGGGUCGGAGGUCCGCCGGAACCUGUCUGGUUCUGACCGGUUUGAGAGAGACUUUUUACAACAAAGCGACGCCAAACGAAAUUGAACGAUAUCAGCGUAUUGGCCCUGCGUUUGUUUCAGCAUCGCCAUGUUUCCCUGAAAAGCUACGACAGACCUUUCGGUAUUCGUAGAAGGCCGUUGAACGAUGACGGAAACGUGCUAGAACAUACCGACACAAGCGCUGAGAGCCCUGGUGGUGUCGGGAGGAUUCGCCGCUUCACGCCACAGGGCAUGGCAUGUGAGCGUUCUGGGCGGUGAGGCCGAGGGCAGGCCAUUGCUUAAAGAAGCUGAAUUUGUACACGAGGCGUCUGACAGCAGGUCCGGGCGUGCGUAUGGUAUGGUGGGCCUCAUUUUUAGACGAGUUGAGACCCAUUGGCCAACAUAUAAGUGUCUUAAGAUGUCUUGUUAGGUUAAAUGUCUUUCCAGCAGGUCAGAGAGCACCUACUGUUCAAAUAUGCUGGGUGAACUGUUUGAAAUUCAUACAAGAGUCAGAGAGACCAAACCAGGCCGAUUGAAAAGCCCUUUGACGUCCAUUGGUACGGACCAAAUGGCGGCUAUCCUACAAUGACUGCUGACCAUACGACCAUAAGUAACCCCGCGUUUACCAUGAAUAUAUAGACCACUGUGAUCCGGGAGCACAGUAUUUCAAUCGAGUGGUUUCACACAGCGGCCACUGCUGAAGAACAUUCCAGUCUUUGUACACAAUAACUUAGUUGCCUGUUGAAACAAUGUUGAAGUGUUUACUCCAACAGAGUUAUUUUACUUUCCAUUGGAGAUUUUUGGGAAACAUUUUUAAGUCAUAUUGACUGUGUUUAUAAGAGUUACUGUUUGUACAUAAUAUAUGAAAGAACGUCUUCUAUCCUCUAUGAACUUCUAUUACAAGUGUUUCUGUGACUUGUGAGAAUGUGUUAUAGUUGUGUCACUGUUCUCUAUUUAUAUACCUUUAAAAAUCAUGAUGUAUUUUUUCUGGUGCUGCCUCUUUGUAAUUUAUUUUGUCUUUCAUUUCCUUAUGUAAAGUUUUUUAAACAGAUAUCAGAUUUAUGGCCAAAAAGAAGCCAAUAAAAAUGAUUUAAAAGAAGUACUGCUGCUGGUGGAUUAUUCAAUGAAGGUUGUUGAGCUAAAUUGAGAUCUCUGUGGGAAGUCUGUUCCGACUUGGAAAAGACAGUACAUUAUUAUACAGGGCAUUAUUUUACAGUAAAACAAUACAUAGUUCAAAUAAGCAAUAAUUGCCAUUCCAUAACACUUCACAGUCCCACAUAGAUGUUAAUCACAACCUACUCAAAACCCACACAUUCAAAUGUACUUGAGUCCCGUUCCCCAGGCCUGCCAGGUCGAGUGAGACGGAUGGAUCCGGACCUCCAUGCCUCCAGCCCCUCAU
This is a messenger RNA of Gadus chalcogrammus (walleye pollock), 2289 nucleotides long. RefSeq names its product angiopoietin-like 4 (gene angptl4). NCBI's taxonomy places the organism in Eukaryota, Metazoa, Chordata, Actinopteri, Gadiformes, Gadidae. Gene Ontology annotation, molecular function: enzyme inhibitor activity. Gene Ontology annotation, biological process: triglyceride homeostasis. The record is from RefSeq and is a predicted model, not a curated record. The transcript has 3 exons. The coding region runs from base 9 to 791 and encodes 260 amino acids.